UAUAUAUUGAGGACAACCACUUUGCACUAACUUCACGUAUUCUCGUCAAUUCUCGUGUUCUGUAAUAAGAUCGAGUGAUCGAGUAGCAAGGUGCUGCGGAGAGCAAAAUGUUGUCACGAUUAGCUUUUCAAAAUGGUCGAGCACUUUCUGUGGCUGUUCGAGGAAUUCAAACUUCAGCACCAGCAUUAUGUGACAUACCACGUCAAAAACGUCCUAUAAAUCCAUCACCAGUUAAAUAUGGAUUUAUUCCAGAAGAAUGGUUCACAUUCUUCCACAGUAAAACUGGUAUAUCAGGUCCAUAUGUAUUCCUUGGUACUGUUGGAACAUAUUUGGUAUCCAAAGAAUUAUAUGUUCUGGAACACGAAUAUUACAAUUCACUUUCUCUAUUUAUGAUUCUUAUUUAUGGUAUUAAAAAAUAUGGCCCAAACGUAGCUGAAUUUCUUGAUAAAGAAUGUGAAGACUAUCUUAAUAUGUUUAAAAAAGGAAGGCAAGAUGAGAUUCAAAAUUUUCGUGAUCAAAUCAAAUUAUAUGAAGAAACGAAAUAUAGGUCAAAAGUAAUUCCUUUACUUAACGAUGUUAAAAGACAGAAUAUUGCAAUGCAAUUGGAAGCUGUUUAUAGGGAGCGAUUGAUGGAAUUUUACACAGAGGUUAAGAAACGCCUUGAUUAUCAUGCUCAGAUAGAUACUGUGGAACGCAGAAUUGCUCAGAAACAUAUGGUGCAGUGGAUUAUUAACAAUGUGAUGAAGUCUAUUACUCCAGAACAAGAAAAAGCUAAUUUACAGCAAUGUAUCAA
Molecule: messenger RNA, 793 nt
Organism: Megalopta genalis
Lineage: Eukaryota; Metazoa; Arthropoda; Insecta; Hymenoptera; Halictidae
Gene: ATPsynB
Product: ATP synthase subunit b, mitochondrial
Biological process (GO): proton motive force-driven ATP synthesis
Molecular function (GO): proton-transporting ATP synthase activity, rotational mechanism
Source: RefSeq, a predicted model, not a curated record